AUGCUCGAGCAUCUCAGGCUGGCGGUACCAGCCGCCGCGGCGCUGUUCUGGGUGCUGGGCAGGCUGCGCCCUAGGGGGGACAGCAAGCCCGCUGCCGCCCAGCCCGCAGCUGAUCAGGAUGAGGGGGAGGAGGUGCAGGUGGAGCUGCCAUCGGGCAAGGGCCCCCAGCUGCCGUUUGCGCCGCCGGCGCCGUUCCGCUCGGUGCUGCUGGACGUGACACUGCCCAUGUCGCUGGCCGCCGUCUGGCUGGCCCUCUUCCACAACGCCUCAGCCCUGCUGUCAGACUUCCACAGCGAGCUGGGCGACCGCGAUGUGCGCAUCUCAAAGUGGCGGCGGCAGAAAGACGACAAGCGGCGGCGCGUGCUGCGCUACACCACGCCGCUCAAGAACGCGCUGGGCCCGCGGCAGGCAUUCAACACGGAGGUGCUGGAGGCUGUGCACCUGAGCGCCGGCGGCUUUGUGCUGCGGGGGCGGUGCGACUCGGAAGGGGUGCCCUUUGCCUCCGCCUUUGCCAACCACAUGCAGUGGGUGGCCACGCCGCACGGCGCGCACUCCUGCCGCCUCGUCAUCACAGGGGAGUGCCAGUUCCACAGCCCGGUGUGGGGGCCGCUUAAGGGCCAGAUCGACCGGGAGAGCGUCAAGGGCAUGUCCAAGGCGUACCGCACGCUGGUGCGCCUGCUGGAGCGGCAGUACGGCGGCGUGGAGACGGCCGCAGGAGGCGCUGCCGGCGGCAGCGGCGCCGUGACGCUCGCCAAGCAGCCCAGCAAGCUGUCGGGGCGGCGCGUGGCGGUGGGCGCGGACGCAACGGCAGCGGGCGCCGCGCCCGCGGUGGCCGGCGCCGGCGGCGAGGGCGCCAACGUGGCCGCGCUGCUGGCCAACCCGCAGACCAACGCCGCCGUGUUUCUGGCCGUCGUGAUGAUCAUGGUGGUCAUCUGGAGGCUGGCCUUCAUGCAGCCCAUGCUGAUGCAGGCGAUGCGCGGCGUGGCCAGCGCAGUGGCGCAGCGGUGA
This is a messenger RNA of Chlorella variabilis, 1008 nucleotides long. RefSeq lists its product as hypothetical. The transcript is spliced from 6 exons. Bases 1 to 1008 code for a protein of 335 amino acids. NCBI's taxonomy places the organism in Eukaryota, Viridiplantae, Chlorophyta, Trebouxiophyceae, Chlorellales, Chlorellaceae. The record is from RefSeq and is a predicted model, not a curated record. Gene Ontology annotation, cellular component: endoplasmic reticulum membrane; plasma membrane; endoplasmic reticulum-plasma membrane contact site. Gene Ontology annotation, biological process: intracellular sterol transport. Gene Ontology annotation, molecular function: sterol binding; sterol transfer activity.